AUGAACAUCAAUGCACCCGCAUUCGUUCCACAAAACGUCCCAUCCAGGACAAAUUCAUCAUCUCCUCUUGUCUCACGAGCUCAGAUCUUGCACCAGCCUGACGUUAAAAGAUCUGUUUCAAAAAAUCAGAGUUAUCACGCCCAAGGAGAUCAAAAUGUCCGAUCGAGCAUGAAUAACAAUAACAAGAGGAACAGUAAUCCUCAUCGCAGGCAAAAACGUCAAUCUAAUCACCAUCAACGCAAUCAAUCCAAUUUCGAUUCGAGAAACGGUGAUAAAACUGUAAUCCAAUUUUCGGGCGAAGAUAAUGAAGCAAAUAAAACCGACGAAUUGCAGGCUUCUAUCACAAAUACAGUGUCUGCAUUUGAUGAUAUGUCGAUAAAUGAUACGAAUCCUGUAUCGUAUGGUGCACCUAACAAGAGGGGUCAAAUCUCUCUUAAUCACCUUUUGAAUUUUUCGUUUCCACCACGUCAGCGUUCUGUUUCCAGUGCUCCGCGUAAACAGAAAUCUAUUAAUUAUCAACCAUUUAAUAAAGAGCGUUUUGUUAAUGCCAACUUUCGGUUCCUUGUCAAUUCAAUGGGUGAUUAUUCUGUUUAUAAUGUUGACCCAGAUCUUUUACUGCAAUGGGAGAGCAUCGAACAAGUUAUCAUCACAACUCCCACUACACCAAGCUGUCCAAUUUGUUUGCAAAAACCAACCGCUGCUCGUGUGACCAAAUGUGGUCAUACUUAUUGUCUUUCUUGUAUUCUUCAUUAUUUAAUGUUGAUUGAUGAGAAGGAUAGACCUAAUAAGAAGUGGCGUAAGUGUCCCAUUUGCUGGGAUGCUGUGUACGCCAAAGACCUCAAGAGUGUACGAUUUUGGUCCGUAAUAAAUAUUGGAAAAAUCGAAGAUGGAGAAGCGGUUAAGGGAGGUGAAAUGAUCACAAUGCGCCUCAUUCAACGAAAUGCUAAUUCAACAAUUGCACUUCCUCGUUCGUCCACCUGGAUACUUCGCGAUGACGCGCUUUCUAGUUCUUCUGCUCCUUGGCAUUUUAUCCCAGAUGUCCUUAUUUUCUCAAAAUUGAUGCUCGCAUCACUAGAUUACAUGAAAAAAGAGUACAAUCGAGAUCUGGAAGACCUUCAAAGUGCGCUACAGGAUGUCAAAAACUGGAAUUCGGACGAUGAAAUUCCAUUUAUUGAAAUGGCUAUUGUCAAUGUUAAGGAACACUUAGAAAAUUUUCAAAAGUUGUCAAGUGAUGAUGUUAUUCAGGCUGAAUGGCGUGCUCGUGAAUUAAUUAAUAAAGUUGAAUUUAAUCGUGUACUUGCUGAUCAAACAACUGAAAGUUCCUCAGAUUCAAAGCAUAAAAAGUUAGGCGAUAAAACACUACAUUAUACAACUACGAUUGUAGAAACUGAUCCUAUAACCAACAUCUCAUCAGAUAAAAAUAGUAGUUCCGAGUCAUCUUCAGAUUCAGGAAGUAGUCCACCAGCUUUUUUACCUAAUGAAUUCAGAGAGCAAUCUCAUAUUGCCAAUGUCCCUCAAUCGACUCCUGAAUCAAGAUCGAAAGCGAAAGUUUUGCAACCUGUUACUUACAGUGAUUGUACAUACUAUUUUUAUCAAUCAGAAGAUGGUCAGCAUGUGUAUCUGCAUCCAUUGGAUAUUCGUAUCUUGAAACAAGAGUUUGGGACGUAUGAGCAAUUUCCUAAUGAGAUAUCUGAAUUUAGAAAACGUUGCAAGUAUCUCAGCCAUUUGCCUUUAAGUUGUGAUGUAACGUUUUUAGAGGUAGAUUUAAAAGGUGUAGUUUCUGAUUCCACGUUAAAAAUAUUUGAAGAUGAACUUCGACAACGUCAAAAUCGUCGUAAAGAAAAAGCCCGUAAGGAAGAAAAGGCUGCACAUAGAGAACGGCAUUAUAAAAACACCCAAGAAUUUUUUAAUUCUGAUUCAUUUUUCCAACAGAAUGUAUUUGGUGAAACUAGCCAAAGUAACAGUACAAUACCGCAGCUUUCUAUCGAAAUGGAGAUUGGUAAUAGUCAUGUAAACAACAAUCUGAACACUUCAUCCAAUGGCCCAAAAACCGUUUGGGGAACUCCUGCGGUGUCCUUUGCUAAUGUUGCCAGUGGAAAAAACUUAGCUAAACAAGAAGACGACUUUGUUGACAAUGGUUGGGACUUUAAAGAAGAGGAAGUAUACGUUGGUAAGAAACACAAAAAGAAGAAACUCGUAUUAAUGUCUACAGGAG
Messenger RNA from Dentiscutata erythropus, 2215 nucleotides. The record is from the annotation of a GenBank genome assembly. Lineage: Eukaryota; Fungi; Glomeromycota; Glomeromycetes; Diversisporales; Gigasporaceae.